AAGAUAACAUCAUUACGUAACUGACCCCCACACUCAAGAGAAAUCCUGGGUGCCAGGGAUGGAGCCCAGGGCACCCCAGUGGCCAUCUCCACCACUGCGCCCGGAACGUGGCCUUCGGAGAGGUGCCUAUUACAGGCCUCAGUCUUGGCAUGAUGGAGAGAGGGUCCGUCCCCGGCAAGACCUCCGUGGGAGCCCCCAGACACAGCCAGAUGCCAGGGCCACAUCCCAGCAUCCUGCAUCUGUGCCCAGGCUGAGGGAGUGGUUCCCACCAGUGCCUGGGGCAGAUUACUAUGAUGCCUCUUACACAGGCCACUUAUACCCACAGCCAAGUCUCGAGACCCUGUACCAGAGCUAUGGUUCUCUGAGCAGGGAAGACUAUGCAUACAGCGGUUACUACCAUCAAGGACACCACCCAGCAGCCACAGGAGAAAAGAGACCACAGGGCUGGGACCCGUAUUGGGGCAGCCCUGGACCUGGGAGACCCGGACACCUGCCUGCUGAGAGUCUACGAGCAGGGCCCCAAGGAGAGACUUCUCUGCCCAGCGAGUCCAACCUUCUGGCACAGCAGGAAUCAGGGCUCAGUUCCAGCGGCUUUGAGCUCAGCCAGUACAUGGAGGAUGCUACAGAGAUGCGUGGGUCUGCUGUGGCCUCAGUCUGGAGCCCAGUGCAGGCUGAGGAAGUUUCAGCUGCAGAGCCCCAGUCCCCCAUGAAGUUUUAUGUCCCACACACGCCUCUGAGUUUCGGGCCAGGGGGCCAAUUGGUGCUUGGCUGCCCCCACAUACCCAGAGAUGGACAGACAGCGGUGGUGGAGCUGCACAGCAUGGAGGUUCUUCUUAAUGAUUCUGAGGAGCAAGAAGAAAUGAGGAUCUUUUCAGGACCUCUGAUCAGGGAAGUGCACAAAGUGGAUAUCAUGACUUUCUGCCAGGAGAAGGUGGCACAGAGCAGCAAAGCCGACACAUUGCAGAGUCCAGAUUCAGCUCUGCUGUGGAAACUCUUGGUUCUGCUCUGCCGGCAGAAUGGGUCCAUGGUGGGUUCAGACAUCGCUGAGCUGCUUAUGGAGGACUGCAAAAAGCUGGACCAGUACAAGCCGCAGCCAUCGGUCGCCACCUCAUUGGCCCUGGGUGACGAGGACUGGCCGGCGCUGAGCUCCGGAACCCCAAACCUGCUCACCGGGGAGAUCCCGCCCAGUGUGGAGACACCCGAGCAGGCCGUGGAGAAAUUCACCAAGUUGCUCUACUUCGGAAGGAAGAAGGCAAAGGCGCUGGAGUGGGCCAUGAAGAACCACCUAUGGGGCCACGCACUGUUCCUGUCCAGCAAGAUGGACCCCAGAACUUACAGCCUGGGCUUCACCAGCACCCUGGUGCUCAAUGACCCCCUGCAGACCCUCUUUCAGCUCAUGUCAGGGCGGAUCCCCCAGGCAGCCACGUGUUGCGGGGACCGGCAAUGGGGGGACUGGAGGCCUCACCUGGCGGUGAUGCUGUCGAACCAAGGUGGGGACCCAGAGCUGCACCAGCGGGCCAUCAUCACCAUGGGGGACACCCUGGCUUCAAAGGGGCUGGUGGAGGCGGCUCAUUUCUGCUACCUUAUGGCCCAGGUGCCCUUUGGCCACUACACUGUGAAGACAGACUACCUGGCCUUGCUGGGCAGCAGCCACAGCCAAGCGUUUCUCAAGUUUGCCACCACUGAGGCCAUCCAGAGGACUGAGAUCUUCGAAUACUGCCCGGGUGCUGCCGCCCCCAGGUCCUUCCUCCCCUCCUUCCAGGUCUAUAAGCUGCUGUAUGCGGCUCGCCUGGCAGGACCAUGGCCUGCAUCCCAGGCCCUGCAUUACUGCGAAGCCAUCAGCCGGGCCUGCUGUACCCAGGCGCAGAGGAGAACCCCAGUGCUGCUGCUGGCAGAGCUCAUCAAGCUUGCAGAGAGACUGAAGCUCUCGGACCCGCUGCUGUCAGAGCGACGCUCAGGGGACAGGGAAUCCGAACCAGAUUGGCUGAUGCAGCUUCGCCGCCAGCAGGAGGCGCUGCAGCCAAAGGGAGUGAGAGAUGCCGGGCACCUUUGCUCAGCUCACCCUGCUGGCUCGGGAGUUGGAAGAGUUGGUACAGGCAGCCACAUGGAUGAGCUGAGAAACUCUCCCUCCUCGGACAGCCAGGGGCUUGGAGGCCACCCAGGAGCUGCCCGUGACAGCUCAGCGCCACGGCCACCCCCGGAACAGCCCAGCCAGGCCUGGCCCAGAACUCAGCAGCCUCUCCCCUUCCUGCCUGGCUCCAGCCCAGUGGAAGGGGAUGCGACGCCUGUUGAGACCCCAGUGCCUCUGUACCCCGUUCCCCAGGCACCCGUGCCAGCCAGCUGGGACAGUCGGGCUUUGCCAGAGGCUCCAGCAGGGUUGGGCUUGGCGGAGGCAGCCCUGACCCCUGGGGAGCCCACCCCUCCGGAACCCUUCCAGCCCUUGUAUGGGGUUCAGGUGCCGCCAAGCACGCAGGUGACUUCGAGUCCCAAAGCGCCAGGUUUCCUCGAAAGUCCUGCCAAAGAGGAGCAAGGGGAAGAGGAGGAGGAAGAUGAGAAGGAGGAAGAGGAUGAGGAGGAGAAAUCCCUCCCAAAUUUUGCAGCCAGAGAGAAGCAGGGAGACGGCAAAGGAAACCCCAAGGGCUCAGGCUUCGGCUGGUUCAGCUGGUUUCGCUCCAAGCCCAGCAGCUCUUCAUCCUCUGGAGAUGAAGAUUCCUCCCGCUCUGACUCUGAGGAGACCCCUGGGGCACAGAGUGGCCCCCUAGCUAACCCUGGCCCCUCGCUGUUGCCUGCCACAGAGUCCCAGCCACCGAUGGGUAUCAGCACAGGUGAAGCCCCAGGAGCACUGGCCGGUGGGGGAGCAGCCAGGGUCACAGGGAGCGGAGGCCUUCCUGAGCUUGCGGCCUCGCCCCCCGAGCUCUCCUUCACUCCUGGCUUCCUGCUCCCUCCACCCAGCUUCCAGGGAGGUGUCCCUCUCUACAACCCAGCUCAGGUGCCACAGCUCUCCCCGAGGACCGGCCAGAACCGACCCAACCGCCUGGCACAGCGUCGUUAUCCUGCACAGCCUGCCCAGCUAUGACCAGGCACCUCUGUCCAGUCUUUCUUCCUGCGUCCCACCUGGCCAACGUUUUUCACCCUCCCCUAUUGGCCUGAGGAUUCCUACAUGUCCAGAGCAGAAGAAAGGAGAGUCUUUCUCUAGCUACUAGCAUCAGGACCAUGGACAGUGCCAGGUGCCAGUUGAAGUGGCACAGCUGGAGAUGGCACGUGCAUGGUUUAAAGCCAAAGCCCCAGGCCUCUGGCAAGUCCAGAUGUGGGAGUGGCUGAAGCUCCAGACUUGGUGGUAGCCAAGAAUGAUGGAGCCAGAAACACUUAGGGCUAUGGGCAGACAUGGACUCUUGGCUCUAUCUUCGCUCCAUUUC
Suncus etruscus (white-toothed pygmy shrew) is the source of this 3416-nucleotide messenger RNA. RefSeq names its product SEC16 homolog B, endoplasmic reticulum export factor (gene SEC16B). Gene Ontology annotation, biological process: Golgi organization; autophagy; COPII vesicle coat assembly. NCBI's taxonomy places the organism in Eukaryota, Metazoa, Chordata, Mammalia, Eulipotyphla, Soricidae. The record is from RefSeq and is a predicted model, not a curated record. Gene Ontology annotation, cellular component: ER to Golgi transport vesicle membrane; endoplasmic reticulum exit site.